This is a messenger RNA of Rhododendron vialii, 3016 nucleotides long. RefSeq lists its product as uncharacterized. The transcript is spliced from 4 exons. The coding region runs from base 2061 to 2879 and encodes 272 amino acids. The record is from RefSeq and is a predicted model, not a curated record. Lineage: Eukaryota; Viridiplantae; Streptophyta; Magnoliopsida; Ericales; Ericaceae.
UGUGUCAAUUGCUUUAAUGGCAAAAAACAUUCAAGUUCGCUUGUCAGGAUUCAUUUGAUUCGAUUUGGAAUGUCAAAAAAUUAUGGGACUUGGAUUUACCAUGGGGAACAAUUUCCAUCGCAUCAACCUAGUGCACCCUACAAUGAUAACCAAGACAAUGGUGAAACUAUUGGUAGUAGACUUGUAGGGCUAUUCCCAGAGAAUGAGGACCAAUUGCCUGAAAUGUUAGAAGAAAUAUUAAUGGCAGGUGUCUUGGAUGAUGAUAUUGACGAACUUCCUUCUACUUUUGAGAGGGAGGAUGUGCGGAACUUUGAUAAGUUGUUUGAGGAUGCACAACGCAAAGUGUUCCCGGGAUGCAAUGGUACUAUAUUGUCGUUUAUUGUCAAGAUGCUUCACACGAAAGUGCAUGGCAUGAUUAGUAACUCUACGUUUGACAUGAUGAUGCAAGUAAUCAAAAGUUUGCUGCCAGUUUAUGAUGAGUUUGUUCCAUGGAACAUACGUGAAGCCAAGAAAUUGUUACGUGAUUUGGGUUUGGGAUAUGAGUGUAUUGAUGUGUGCAAGUAUGAUUGCACACUUUUUUGGAAGGAGAAUGCUGAUUUUGAGAAUUGUCCUAGAUGUACAGAAUCUAGAUACAAGGUGAAUGAUGGAAAGGGUAAGAAAAUUCCUCACAAAGUAUUGAGAUACUUCCCACUAAUACCGAGGUUGAAGAGAUUGUAUGGGUCAAAGAAAACAUCUACUAAUAUGAAAUGGCAUAAGGAGAAACGUGUGGAUGAUGGGGUACUAAGGCAUCUGGCUGAUGGCGAGGAAUGGAAGAAUUUUGAUGUCCGAUAACCUACCUUUGCUGCGGAUCCGCGGAAUGUGAGGCUAGGAUUGGCCACCGAUGGUUUUAACCCUUUUGGAACUAUGAGCACUUCAUAUAGUAUGUGGCCCGUUAUCGUGAUGCCUUACAAUCUCCCUCCUUGGAAGUGUAUGAAAGAACCCUUUUGCAUGAUGUCAUUGCUUAUUCCCGGUCAAUCUGCACCUGGAAGAGACAUCGAUGUGUACUUGCGACCUUUGAUUGAUGAGUUGAAAAAGUUGUGGGAGGAUGGCAUCCAAACUUAUGAUGCCUCUAAUGGGCAAUUUUUUAAGAUGCAUGUAGCUAUCAUGUGGACCAUUAACAAUUUUCCUGCGUAUGCCAACAUGUCUGGCUGGACUACAAAAGGUUAUUUAGCUUGCCCCAUAUGCAAUGAGGAUGCAUCAUCGCAACAUUUGUGGCGUAAGAUAGGCUACAUGGGAGCUCGUCGCUUCUUACCUGAGAACCACUCUUGGAGAAAAAGCAAACUGUUCAAUGGCCAAGUUGAGAAUAGGUCCAGGCCUUUAGAGUUAACAGGGGAAGAAAUAUCGAGGCAAAUAGAAUUAGGAGUGUACAAGCUGCAUGGAAAGCAUCCAAGCAAUAGAAAAAAACAAAGGGAUGAAAAUCCAAUUUUGAAUUGGACAAAGAGAAGCAUCUUGUUUGAACUGCCUUAUUGGAAGACACUCAAACUUCGACAUUGUUUUGAUGUUAUGCAUAUAGAGAAGAAUAUAUUUGACAAUUUGAUUGGAACAUUGCUGGGUGUAGAUGGGAAGAGUAAGGAUACAGAAAAGCACGUAGAGAUUUAGAGGAUAUGAGAAUACGAAAGGAGUUACACCUAAAGAAACGCGCAGAUGGGUCAUUUGAGAAACCCUCAGCGUUGUACACACCGUCCCAAAUCGAGAGGCUGCAGUUUUGUGAAUUCUUAAAAUCGAUCAAGUAUCCUGAUGGCUAUGCCGCAAAUAUCUCGAGUUGUGUUAGUACUGAAGGUGGUAAAUUAACUGGUCUUAAAACUCAUGAUUGCCACGUCCUUCUUCAAAAGCUUCUUCCAAUUGGGAUGCGUGGGUUUCUUAAUAAGGAAAUCAGUACUGCAUUGUUUGAGUUAGGAAAUUUCUUCCAAUAGUUGUGCUCCAAGACAUUAAGGGUAGGGGAUCUCGACAAACUUGAGGAUGACAUCAUACUUGUACUUUGCCAGCUUGAAAAGAUUUUUCCUCCAGCUUUUUUUGAUGUUAUGGUGCACUUGGCUGUUCACUUACCGCGUGAGGCUAAGCUUGGAGGUCCUGUGCAAUAUAGGUGGAUGUACCCAAUUGAAAGGCUACUUGGAGUACUAAAAGGUUUUGUUGGCAAUAAAGCUCGUCCAGAAGGUUCAAUUGCAGAGGCGUAUGUUUCAAAAGAGUGUACAACUUUUUGCUCAAUGUAUCUCGAUGGAAUAGAAACGGUGUUCAACCGAGAUGAAAGGAAUGAUGAUGGAGGUGAGCGUGGCCCUGGUUUAGAUGUAUUUACUCAAAGUGUCCGUCUGUUUGGGCAAAUCCAAAGGGCACUUGAUCCUCCCACCAAGCAACGUGAGAUGGCACAUUGGUUUGCCUUGUACAAUUGCUCCGAAGUCGAACCAUAUCUAGAGGAACACAAGAGCUUGUUAGCUGAUGGAAGUGCUGUAGACAUCGCAAAGAGACAACGCAAAGAAUUUCCAAAGUGGUUCAAAGAACGUAUGAAUAAGUUGCGAAGGCAAGGGUCACCAGAAGCAACCAAUGAGUUGUGGUCAUUGGCCCACGGACCCAGUGCACUAAUAAAGACAUAUUCGGGAUGCAUUUCCAAUGGUGUUCGAUUCCAUACCAACGAGCGUGACAACCGUCAUAGAAGUCAGAAUAGUGGGUUAGUUGUGGAGGGGGACCAUGAAGGCCAUACGAUUAAUUUCUAUGGUUCCUUGACCAAAGUGUGGGAAAUGACUUAUUUAUUUAGACAUCGAGUGGUCUUAUUCGAAUGUGAAUGGUUCAACACUGGUAGUAACAGGACUUGCGGACUGAUCUACAUUCUACAAGUAUUGAUAUAAGAAGUCGAUGGUAUAAAGAUGACUCAUUUGUGUUACCAAGUCAAGUGCAACAAGUAUGUUACAUGAAUGAUACCAAACUAGGUGAGAAUUGGAGAGUUGUGGAGCGGUUCGAACGCCGAGGGAUUUGGAAUGUGCCU